AGGACAUCGCAUGCUGAGAUUGCCGAGACUCGAGUGGCACGCACACGUGAGAUGCUGUUCGUUGUAACGCAACGCGCAAGUCACGCACCAUUAAGCAUUAAGCGCUGGGAGAUUAAAACCGGUUCGCAGGAAGCCAAAGUAGUUUUUUUCAACUUCUACCACCACUGCCCUUGCUUGCUUGUGCACCUCGUGCUAUAACUUCUUCUCUUCAUCUUGUUGCUCUCUUGUAUUCCCUUCUUGUAAUCUUCUCAAAUUAUCACGACUUUAAUGAACAGUCUCGAGGCGAUGUUGUCCGGAGCUGGCGUAGAGGAAGGUGGUCUUUCCGCUUUCGAUGGACUCAAUGAUCCACUAGAGAUCAACGAGGACAUUAUUAGAUCGAACUCUGAUGGUGAUGACCACCACUCAUUUGAUGCUCAUCAGGACCGGGAGGCCUUUCUUGCAAUCACAAGAGAUGCUAACGCGGAGGUCGUGGUGGAGGGUGAGGAUUCGAUUUGGCGAGACUUGGAACAUUUCGCUGCUACCGGAGAAUUCCCACAACACCUUAUCCAAGAAGGAUCUAACGACCAGCAAUCCGUGCGUACUGGCACUUCCGCCCCUGCACAUGUCGUAGACGACCACGACGCGUCCCGUUCGCAAUCACAGUCAGGGAUUCCCAAUCAGAUUGAAGUCAGCGACGAUUCCACAGACAGUCUCUUCGGCGACUCACCGGUCGCUGUGUCUCCUGAACUUGAAGCCGAUGCACCACUGGGCGAAUACCCUGCUUCAGCCGAGCCCAAUUCUAAUGAUCUCAAUGUUAACAUCGACGCGUUUUUGACUAUGAUGCAGUCCCACCAGAUGUCAAAUGGUCCUUCCUUGAACAUGGAGGAAGAACACUGCCCAAAUGGUUCAGUUCAUAUGGGUGGUCAGCAGGUUAUGAACGAGCCUCAUACUAUCCCUGAGCUCAGGUUUAGUCCAACAAACACCCCACCCGAACCCUUCCCUAUCACGCCUCCGGGUGCUGUCACUCGGACUGGGUUUGCGAACGACUCUAUUCUACAAGGUUACCAACCGUUUACAGCAAAUACGAGGCGAGGUGAAAAACGCAAGAGGCUUGAAGAAGAAUUCAUGCCUACCUCUAAUCAUAAUCACGAUGAUGGUGAUCUGCAUGGCAUGGGGUCGUCGAUUAUGCAUGGAUCGCACAAUGCAACAGCUCUCGCUCUGCCUUCUCACUUCACUCCAGGCUCCUUUGGAAGCGCUGACUCCGGCUCUGGCAUCUUUCACUCUUCUGGACUGGCUCCAACUUUCCCCUUCACAAACUUCGGAGCUUCUAACGUCGCUCCUCAGACCUCAGUUCAGCAAGCACCGCCGCUGAACAAACUCCCCCUCUAUCCUAAUGUCUUUUUACCUUACUCCCACAACUCUUCGUCGAUUCACCCCUCGACCUCCUCGCAACAGCAUCAAAAUUGUUCUAUGUCUGUUCUAUUUCCCGGGCAUCAAUUUGGGAUGUAUGGUAUACCCCAUGGACCUGCCGGACUCAUGUCAGGUCCAAACCCCCAACCUCCUGUUGUCCCUCAGCCUCCUGGGCAGUAUAAUACACACACUGGCGCGAUGAAUCUGGGAGGUCUUGCUGGGAGAACUCAAUCUUCUGGCUCGCAGCAUCAAAAAUACAUGGAGAAUCAAGCUGAGCUACAUCCUGUUGCUUUCAGCCAAAAAGCUACAGAACCUACAUCCGGCCCCGAACUCCAGAUCUACUUCGAAGACGGCAGUGGGAAACGAACCACUCGGAAUCCGCUCAAACGCAGUCCAUAUAUAAAAAUGAAAAAGUCAGAAAUUCCGCCGUAUGUCGUUUGUCGCUGGAAGGAUUUUCCAGAAUCUGCGGAAUGCGGUCAGCACAUCACGUUCGAAGAUCGAACCCGCCAUUUCGACAACUUGCACCAAAUAUCUGCCAAGGAGUGCAAAUGGGUCGGAUGCGAAAAAUCUGUUGGAGGGUCUCGUUUGGCAAAACACUUUAACGCGCAACACCACCCCUAUUGCCGAUAUUACUGUGAUUCCUGUGAUCUGGGCUUCCAAGAGGAAAAAGGAUGUCAAAAUCAUAGGUCACAAUGUCGUGCAAAGCUUCAGACUGAAACGAGUUCGGGUUUCACAGUCGUGGAACCUUCCCAACAAACCGGCGACAAUGAAGAGGAAUCUUUUCCGAAUAAAAGACGUCGCUUCUAAACAAAUUCGCAGGCAAUGCGUAUCAUGAAUCAACCAUUUCA
Molecule: messenger RNA, 2237 nt
Organism: Lentinula edodes (shiitake mushroom)
Lineage: Eukaryota; Fungi; Basidiomycota; Agaricomycetes; Agaricales; Omphalotaceae
Exons: 5
Coding region: 268-2196 (642 amino acids)
Source: RefSeq, a predicted model, not a curated record